Molecule: messenger RNA, 291 nt
Organism: Pieris macdunnoughi
Lineage: Eukaryota; Metazoa; Arthropoda; Insecta; Lepidoptera; Pieridae
Source: the annotation of a GenBank genome assembly
AUGUCGGUGAAUUAUAUAGCCAACGUCCCAAAGUUGAAGGGUCGUGAAAACUAUGACGACUGGUGUUUUGCGGUGCAAAAUGUUUUAGUGCUAGAAAACAUGGCGGAUAAAAUCAAGACACAGCUAUCAGCAUCGGCGUCUGCGAGUGAUAUUGAAAGUGAUGCUAAGGCCAAGGCAAAAUUGAUAUUAACAUACAUAUUACAUCUUUAUAUGUUCAUAUCAAGCAGGCAGCUACGGCAUAUGAUUUAUGGUCUACGCUUAAACAUAUGUAUGAUGAUUCCGGCUACAUGA